UCUGCCAAUGAGAGGCGGCGACAGUGCCGCCCGUUGUAAGCUGCAUAGGCGGCAGCAGCAGCAGCAGCAGUAUUAGGAGUAGCAGCCGAAGGAGCAGCAGCAGCAACGGCGGAAGAUGGCCGAGUCCCCGGAAGAGGUGGCGGUGCUGGUGCAGCGGGUGGUGAAGGACAUCAACAACGCCUUCAAGCGCAACCCGCACAUAGAUGAAAUUGGAUUAAUUCCCUGUCCUGAAGCCAGAUAUAACCGGAGCCCAAUAGUCCUAGUAGAAAACAAACUUGGCGUCGAAAGCUGGUGUGUCAAGUUUCUUCUGCCAUAUGUCCACAACAAACUCCUUCACUAUAGACAAAGGAAACAAUGGCUCAAUAAAGAAGAGCUGAUAGAUAUCACCUGCACAUUGCUGCUCUUGAACCCAGACUUCACUACUGCGUGGAAUGUAAGGAAAGAAUUAAUAUUAUCUGGCACUUUAAACCCAGUUAAAGAUUUACAUCUUGGGAAACUGGCACUAACUAAGUUUCCAAAAAGUCCAGAAACAUGGAUUCACAGACGAUGGGUGCUGCAACAACUAAUUCAGGAAAACUCCUUGCCCACUCUUGUGACUAAAGGGAAUGUGGAAAUAGCACCCACGGAAAGAGUACAGCGCUUAGUGAAAGAAGAAAUGGAUGUUUGCUGUGAAGCUGCUGGGAGAUAUCCAAGUAAUUAUAAUGCCUGGUCUCAUCGCAUCUGGGUUUUACAGAACUUGGCAAAGCUCAGUACCAAGAUUCUUCUUGAUGAACUUUCUUCCACUAAACAUUGGGUCUCCAUGCAUGUUUCAGACCAUAGUGGAUUCCACUACCGCCAGUUUUUAUUAAAGUCAUUAAUUUGUAGAACUGGGACUGACUGUAGCGUGCAAUUGCACAACCAGCCAGCCAAUCCGCAAGUACCCAGUGUUCCAAAAGAGGAAGAAAACACUGAUGCAGAAGCUGCCUGUGUGGAAGAACAGCAGUCAGAUCACCCGCUUCUUCUAAAGGAAGAAGUAGAGCUCUGUACAGAUUUGAUUAAUACUUUCCCAGGCCAUGAAACCCUUUGGUGUCACAGACGGCAUGUAUUCUGGCUCCAUCACCACUUGAAGAACAAGUUUCCACUCCCAAGCCUCUGGUCAACAUCAGCAGACAGUAGGGAUGGGACACUGAAUAACUUACAUCCUGAUGGUGCCCUUGGAUGUCAUGUGACUCAAGACAUGGAUGUUGAUGGCUUGAUUGAAGCCAACCGACAAGGCUACACUCAAGAAACUAAACGCCUGAAGCGUGCGCCUAUGCAGGACUUUGUCAGUCYAGAAGCAGAAUAUAGGUUCAUUGACCACAUUUUAGCAACGUGUAGAGAGGUAGAGCAGGCAAGGUUUGCUAAYGCAUACAGAAAAUGGUUGGUUUCRUUUCUAGGUCAAUGAAGGCAGAAAUAUAAAGGAAAAAAAAACUGCAGGGUCCCCUGUUUAGUGCAAUAUUCUCUUUUCUUGCACAGGUGCACAUCUUUGGCCCCUGGCACUUUUCCUCCCUUCAUUGUUUUUUUAUCAGUUCUAAAUUUCAUUUGCCAGCAAUGGCUUAGUUUAACUUAAUUUGUAGAUGCACCCUGGUGUUAAGCGUUUGAAAGUUUUAGAAAAUUUAGUAUCUUUAGGGGGUAGCUUGCUAUCACACUGAAUUCUAAUACAAACUAUUUCCCUCUUAAAUUAAGAUAAAUAGAACCUUUCAAGUAGAGACAAUGCAAUGGUAAUGCCAGUAAAAUGAAGUUUUGGGUCUACUAGUAGAAAAUGAAUUCAUUUCUUCAUUUCUCUCACAUUAGAAGUGCACCGAAUCAAAGGCAUUGGCCAUUAAAGGCAAUGGAUAAUCAUCAAAAAUAUCUGCAUAGGCAAGAGUCUGGCCAGAUUGGUUUUAAGUACUUUUUUUUUUUAAUGGUUACAUUGCUUGUCUUGCACCAUUGUAAAUGACUAGGAUGCCAUCAGCUAAUUGUUCAGUUCAUGUUUUAAACCGCUGUAACAACAGUGCUAGGUUUAUAUUUUUAUUUUAGUACCAGUUCUAAUAGCCUUGAAUUUUACUGUGACAUUGUACAGCAGUCAUGAGAAAAAUCCCUCUUUAUUGUCAAUCUCCUUAUCUCUCUCACACAUAUACCUAUAGCUGCUCCUACAUUUGCAGGUAUAUUUAUUAAAGUUUUUCCAUGCAUGUCACAUUUUUCUUUAUUUUUUAUUUAUUUAAGCUAUUAUUCAUGAUGUAUGUUUCACGGUAUAUUACAAACACUACAGAGUUAUCCAGAGCCCCCAAUCUGAGGUAAGGCUUAAAAACACUAGAAAUAUAGACAAUGAAAAGAAUUAAAGUUACUUCUGUACAUGUUUGUAAAUGUUUAAACAGCAGCAACUUUUUUUCCUCUGUAAUGCUCUGCUCUGAAAAGUACUGUUCCCUUCAUUCUCCUUGUAAUAACUUUUUCCUAUUAUUUAUACAUCCAUCAAAAGUACACUGAGAUGGAGAGGCAAUUAAUUUUCUUGUUGUCAACCUGUUUUUUUCCUUAUUGCUGUGUUAACAGUACAAUGAGGUAUGAUUGAUCUGUUCUGUUAUUUCGUUAAUGCCGACCUACAUUUGAGAUUCCAAAAUUUUUGCUGUAGGUACCAUGAUAAAAGUAUGAAUACACCCUGCCACUAUACACUACUCCAGUGGCAACACCUAAGGCUAAAGUGUAUAUGAACAAGGAUCCACAUUUAGUUUAGUCAAAGUAGUAGCUUUGUUAACUUCUGGUGGGAAUCUGUGCAUACUCAAGUCAGCAGGGAAGCUAUUGCGUGGCUGAAGAUUCAGUGCCUAAGGAUCUGUCAAGCAGUAUAGAGGAAAACUGCUAAUUAUACAGCCACAGAGACUUGCAGUUUGAAAAGCCAUGUAUCAAAUUCUCCUUGCCUGAAAAAUAUAGCACACACUUUUUAUAAAAGAAGUACUCACUUUGAUGGGUUUCUCCCACAACUCAUGAGCUGCACAGAUUCUGAUGCUGAUUAUAUAUUUCCAAUCACAAUUGUAUCUCUUUUCUUUGCAUGGCAAUGAACGAUGCAUAGAUCUAGGGAAGAAAGUCUUAAUACCACAAAUGUGGACAGUAUGUGAAGACUGACUCCAUGGCCUGGUGGUGUAGUGACAAAUUAAUGUACCAAAGGAAGAAGGGUCAUGGUUCCUCUAAUUGGCACAAAACUAGAGUUUGUUGGUAAGAUAAGGAGACACAAAACAUCCCUAUCCACCAAGGUAUAUUCAUUUAAAAUUACCCCAGUCAAAGUGUCUGUUGGAAUGUGUCUCUUGUAGUGUUCACUUCCCAAAAGGUGUGAAACUUCAGAUGUUUGUUAAUUUAAUGCCUACUGUAAUUUUACUAACAGUAUGCAUGUCACUCGCCAGUGCAGCUAGCUAUGUCACAGUGCCAUCUUAGAGACUUCUUCACUUAAAAUACAAUCUGCUCAGCAUUGGGGUUGGUGCAUCCACUACUCAUGGCACAAAAAUAAUCUCAUGAUCUUUAAAUGAUAUUAUAAUUGUUAUACAAUAUAAUAACACAAUAUAAUAAUUGUAUAUCAUAUGUUACAUGUGAUAUUACUAAUAAAUGCAGUAUAAUGGCAUAGUACAAUGGAGUAAUAUAUAAUACUAAUAUUGUGCUAUGCUAAUAGUAUAAUAUAUUGUAUGUUCAUAUAAUAUUGAUCAUAGUAUUGUAAUACAAUAUAAUACUAAUAAUAUAAUAUAAUAAUUAUCUAUGAUACAUUGUAUGUAAUGUUACUAAUGAUAUUGCAAUAUAGUGCUGUAGUACAAUAUACAGUGUUCCCUGACUUAUUGCAGGUGUUACGUUCCGGGACCACCUGUGAAAAGUGAAAAUCCGCAUUCAGAGGGUGAGGCAGAAGCGAGGAGAGAUUUAAAGGCACUGCACGCCUCUUUUUUUUGCUAGCUAUAAGGAAGGGGCUAUAAGGAUGUCAUUUACAUACUGCUUUGUAUCUCCUCUCUCUCUCUCUCUCUCUCUCUCUCUUAAUGUUUGGCUGCCUCUCUCCCGAGGGGGAAGAUGAAAGCCCUUUCCACACUCCAUCAUUACCAGGAGGCAAAAACCCGUGAAACAGCGAGUCUCUGAAAAGCGAACCACAAAGAAGCGAGGGAACACUGUAGUAAUAUAUAAUUCUAAUAUUGUGGAAUGCUAAUGAGAUAAUAUAUUGUAUGUACAUAAAACUUGUAAGCUCUCUGAGUCCCCUUCAGGGUGAGAGAGGGUGGGGUAUAAAUUUAGUAAAUACAUAACAAAUAAAUAAGUAGAGAAUGUGCGAUGACAGCUAGUGGAUGGGCAACAGUAGCUCAAUUUUUGCCUAGUUUUUCCUGUUCUUUGACUUUAUCCACAUAGAUAUAUGUGGAGGUGAAACGUGGAUGCAAUAAGCAAAGUGGGCAGGCAAUUCCCUCUUUGCUUGAGCUGGAUUGAUUUUAUGAAGGCUUUCAAAGAAAAUAGUAAAACGUGACUUGAAAUCCAUGCUUCCUUUCUUUUUGAUUUUUAAGCUGAAGUCACAGAUAGGUUCCCUGGAUCUAUAUAUAAAUACAUAUAACCCUGCUUAUUAAAUGUGACAGUCCUUCCAUUACUGUACACAUAAGGUUGAACUCUACCCUCAAAUAUGCAUCUGUACCUCCCACUGAUGAGAACAGGGAUUGUGUAUUCUGAAAUGGAGACAGAUCUCCAAGUCUUGGAAUUAAAUAGCAAAAUAGCUCUGGAUGUUUCACUUGCCUUUGUUAUUUGUGAAAUAUAAGGAAGGGUCUUAAAGGCUUUAAAGGGAUAUAAACAAAAUUGGGAUGGCUGGCUUCUUACAAUCUUUUUAAGAUUCAUGCAGAUUAGUGAUUAAUGUUCCCAAGGAAACAAAAAAAAAACCCCAAAAGAAAUGAAAUCAUCUCCUGUCUUCUGUUGCUGGAAUCUUACAGUGUUUGUGGCCUUAAAAAGCUAAAGUACAAUUCCAAAGCAAAAUCAGAAUUAGAUUUACAAACAAGGUUUGUAGGAAAGAAAAGGUAACAUCUAUUUUAAAAUCUAAUGAACUAUAAACCGACAAUCGAAUUACGUGUUUUUAAGAUUCAUCUCGAUCGCCAUAUUUUAAAAGCUGUGCAAUCUCUCCCAAGUAAUCUUUUUUCUAAUGUGAAAGUUUGUGGCAUUGGAGAACUGCGAAUUUAUGAGUUGUGAACACUUAGCUUUAAUUUUAGUGAUUUCUUUGAAGUCCAGUAAGAAGGCUGGGUAUAUAAGAAGUCACAUUUCUUGAGCUGUGCCUCUGGGCAUUGCUGAUUACCAUACAUUAAAAGUCACCUAGUGCAGCUCUGCGGUGGUAAGUAGCAGCGUACUGAGCCUUUAGGAUGUCAGAGGUGAAGAUAUUCAAACUUAAUAAUUGAACCAGGCCAUUAUUGGAGAACAGCUGACUACUCAUUCAUCAGGAAGCACGUGCUCACAGUCCUUUGAAUGAAUACACAUACUUUAUUGAAACACAGAUACCGUGUGUGUGUGCGUGUGUGUGGUGAAAAUUCAGUGGGUGUUGGGUCUCCCCUUUUUGCACUCUACUAUCUGUGAGCAAGUACACGCACGCACGCACAUACUGGUGCCUGUACACUUGAUAGUGUCUUAUGGUGGUAUCUUUUCAAGCAAAUAAGAAUUGCAGAUGCAUUUGGGUAUUAUAUACCUUAUGAGAAACCAAUUUAAGAGAAUUCAACGAUGAAGUCAACUAUGAUUAAACAACCAUUAAAAUACUGCAUAAUGUUAGCUGCAGCAAUCUGCACAUAACUGACAACUGUUGAAUCAUUAAUUGACUCUUCAUCUCACACAGAGACAAAACUGGCUUUAUGUACAUGAAACCUCCUGCAACCCAAUUACUUAUUACAUAACUGUAGAAGCCUUUUACUUGAGGUUUUAACACAACAUUAAGGCUUUCCAUGGCAGUGUUUGCACUGUGGUGGAGCCUAUAUUAAACCAUGUUAAUGGUUUUCUCUUUGUUUUGUUUCUAAUUCUGUAUUCUGUGUGGUUAUGUUUUUCUGGGAGACAAACAUGUUUGACUUUAUGGAAAGAAAUGUGUAUUUAAGUGACUUUCCCACCACUUAGGUGAGCUUUCCUGGUAAGAGUUCUUACAACAUAAGGAAAACUUUCUAAGAUGUUGCUCUUUGAAAUAUCCCUUCCCUUCAACCACCAUCCUCGCCAAUGUUUGAGGAUACUGUGAAGCUGAUCCUCAGUACAGUACGACUCUGUAUCCAAAGAUCCCCUGUGGAUACCUGAAACCUUGGAUAAUAGCGAGCCCUCUAUUUUGACUAAACUUGGGCAGAAGGCAUACUGCAGAAUCAUAUCAGAGGACCUGGAGAGGCCCUCAAAUAUUUGAGGGUGGGUGUUCUUUGGAAAAUGGGUAAUUGAAACUCUGGGCAUCAAAUUCAUGGAUAAAGGGGUCGCACUGUAUUCUCUGAUAAGGGGUAGCAAGUGACAGGCAAGGUGAGUAGAGUAGAUCAUUCACCAAGGCUGCAGUCAGCUAAAUCUGCUUUACUCUUUGGAGUUGUUCUCCCUUUGCUUUAAGUAAGCUUGAGGCAGUAGACUGAAAAUCUUUUCACUUUGUUAGCAAAACAGCCUAGAGUAAGGUAUGGUGAUUUGGAUUUUAGUUCAGUCCAAAUAAAAGUAGUCAGCACCCGUAGAAGUCACUUAUCUGUGUUACAGCAAUUGGGAGAAUGUUUAUACUUUAUUGUCAAAUGAAUUUUUAAAGAUGUUUUCUUUUAAUAUGUAAGAUCUAAAUAAUUGACAUUUGAAUAAUCUACAUAUUUUUGGAUUAUUAGUUGUAUUGUUGGCUUUUUGUAGCAUUUAUGUUUAAGAGGAAACCAUAGUGGUAUUGUGAUUAUUGGUUCACUAUUAUACCUCAGUUUUUUUUCUAUUUUGAACUUUUUUUUACUCUUGCUCACACUCUCAGUAAUUGUAUCAUAUGAUUAAAAUAUUAACUGUAUAAUAUGGUCAACUCUUGCAGUCCACCCUUUUUUUUUUUUUGAAGUAAUUCAGUUUAUAACUGUUGUAAGUGAAUAAAGUUGGCCACCAAUAUCAGGGAAUAGCAACUAGUGUAGCCAAAUCUAAUAAGUACAUUUUAAAGGUGGUUUCUGUGGCUCCCGGUGAGAAUAUUGUCAUUUUCGGAUUACAAAAACGUUCUUUUUACCCCACUUCCAAACUGUAAUGCUUUUCGUAGAAUACACAAGUGAACCUGAGUUUUAGCAUUAGCUUCUGUAAUACUGAAAAUUAGCUGUCCUUUUAUAUUUGCUCUAGACAUCUCAAGCUCAACCAACUGAAAGAUUGAUGUGACUUUUGAAAGCACCUUGGACAUGUUCUUCUCCACUGACAACUAUUCUGUGAAAAAUUAAAUACUUUUGAUAUUAAAUGCAACAUGUGGAGAAUGGGGAGAUCACUGUUUGAAGCAUGUAUUAAAUUCAGCUAUUGGUGUAAUACAAAUCCAGGGCACAUUAAUGGACAUUUUCUCCCUGUGUCAUUGUGCUUUAUGUGUGGUGUCCUAAAUAGUUUUCUCUCUGAGGAGUAUAGUCCCCAAAACUGAGGUGGCUUCAGGCAAACCUGCUUGUAUGAGCCUUAAACUAGGGUGUUUGGAGAGCAAGAAAUGCAUCAAUUUAGACCAUAAAAUUUCUUAAAUAGUUUUUGGUUCUUUGCCAAGUUUGAUAGUUUUCCAGUUCUUAGACCUCAUUCUACUAUUUCCGCAAACCAAGCGCUGUACUAUUGUCAGAUGAAGGAGCUAGGCACAUGCAUUGUGCGUUCAAUAUAUAUCAAAGUCAUGGGUGGAAAUUCUGACUCUUCCCUGUGACUCCUAGUUUGUAGUGCUACUUUACUCAGGGCAUAGAUUCACUCUAGUGCAUUAGAUUUUUUUAAAAAAGGAAAACUACUAUAGAGUCUAUGGUAUUUAAGUGCUUAAUAUGCUGAACGCAUAACUGGUGUCUUUAGCCAUCUAACCAAUGUAACCAGCUAACAGCUUAAAAAAAACUUGCCUUUUCUGCUAUUUUUGCAUACCUACAAGUUGUUUUGUAUCUUAAAAUAAUUGCAGGCUUCAUAUUGUAGGUUGUACUAACUAACCUCUUUGCAGGUAGGAGGGAUUAGAAAUUAUGUCAUAUUUAACAGCAUGAAUUCAUAAAUUCUACUGCUGCUCUACUUGACAAAUUUUAACACCUAAACUACAACAGCUUUCCAGGUACCAAAAAUCAUGUAUAGGUUGAUUUGGAACGGAAAAAGAGGCAUUUAUCUUCUAAAUGAAACAAUAUUCUGCGAUUCAUGCAAUCAUUCCUGUUUGGGACAUGUUUAUUAAUAUGUCAUGGUCCACCAAAAUUAAUAAAUAUACAGCAGCCUUAUGUAUGUUUGUUCUGAAGUAAGCGGCAUUGAGUUGGGUGGGCUUACUCCCAAGCAAGGGCACAUAGAAUUAUAGUUUACGCUCUGCUCAUUUAAGGCAUGUUAUUAUCUUGCUAUCUGGUAAUAAGUCUUUAACUGAGAAAUUAGAUUGUAGCCCAGAAUAGUUAAGUAUCUCCAAAUGACAACUAUAAUUCGUAGAUCGAAUGCUAAUAUUGUGAUGACAUAAGAAUUGCUUAAAAUUGGAUGUAACAAAUACCAAAAUGUUUCAAGAUGCAUGGCAACAGCACUUGGUGGAUUGUAGGCAUAUACAUAUUUAACUAUGGCCAAGUACCCUUGCAUAUAUUUAGAUGGAUAUGUUAUUAGAUAUAACCAGGAACAAAAUGCAGAUUACAUAAGUGAUGUUGACAGUUAUUUCUCCAAAGCAUGUUCAUACACGAUAUUCUAAUUUUUGUUCUCAUGUUUUCUUUGUGGGGGCAAGGGCACCUGUUUCUUGUCAAAGGGAUAAAUCCAGUGUUCUGCAGGUAUUUCUUCCUCUACAAUAUUCUGUACAAUUCUAAAAGUUGCUCUGGAUAGUUUCCAUCCAGUAUGGGCAACACAUAGGAAACUGGAGUACAGAGGGCCUUUUCCCAGACCAGUUAGAAUUUGUCUUCCAUUGUUUCCAACCAAAUUAUUCAUUGCUUACAAAUGCUAUCCCCCUCCCCCAGUCAUGCAGUUGUUUCAGUGUUGGACUAGGACUCUGGAGACUGGUGUUCAAACACUACUUGGCCGCAGAAACCCAUUGGGUUAUAUUGGGCAGGGUACAUUCUCUUAGCCUUAUAGGACGAAUAAGACAAACCUCCUGUGGGCAAAUCUUUCCAAGAAAACUCUGUCAUAGUUGGCUUUAGGGCCAACAUAGGUCAGAAAUGACUUGGAAGGUACUCUACAGCACAUGAGGAUAUAAUAUGGGCAAUUAGUUUUUAUGGUUAGGACCAAUUCACAUGAUAGUACUGCUCAUACUUGACUACUUUUUUCUUGCUCAUCAUUACACUGAAAUAGUGAUUGGGUAGUUGGGAUAGUUGAGUAAGAAUAGAAUCUGCCAUUUUUGCAAAAUAGUCAUCAUUUGUAAUAGGAUGCACAAUUGCAGCUUCUGUUACUGACAGUCAGAUCUUAUUGUGCAUAGUGCAAUUGGGGAAAUGAAAGAAGCACUUGAUUAUAUGCCAUUCUCAACCUCUCUUCACCUCUCUCUCUCUCUUUUCCUCUCUGUUGUAUUUUUUCCCCUAUAGAAUGUCUUUUUGGAAUAGUUGUUGAAGAGCUAUCAGGUUAUUUUCUUUUUCAAACAAUUGCACAAUUCACUACUUUAAAAAGGACCAGGGAUUUUGAGUCCUUUAAAAUAUAUGUACAGGCAGUCCCCGAGUUACAACUUAUAGUUAAGACUGGAGGUGAGACAACAGGAAGUGACAGAGUGAGAGAAAUCUGCCCCUCGGAAGGGAAAUGCACUCCUGGAAGAGUUAUCAUGGGGAAAAGGUUUAAACUUUCUUACCAAUCCUGGUUUCAACAAAAUGCCAAAAUUUUCAAAAUCCAAUUGGGACAGAAAGUGAAGUGAAAUCUUGUGAACAGGGACACAGACAUCAAAACAAACGCCACAGGUGUGUUAGCCCUUCCCUAUGCUAUCCAAAGAUAGACAGACAGACAGAUAGAUAGAUAUGGCUGGAGUUAUACUUAAAAAUGUAGCUGUUCUGACUUACAAACAAAUUCAACUUAAGAACAAACCUACAGAACGUAUCUUCUUCAUAACUUGGUGUCUGCCUAUAUACCAAUUACAUUCAGUUCCACAGUCCUGCCCCCAUUGGAACUGGUGAAUGCUUGCAGAAACAAUGUGUGAAUAUGGGAAACUCCUUCAUAGGUGGAUCUGUUACUGAUGUAAAAAUACCAUAGGGUUACCACUGAUCUCAAUACUAAAUGGAGUGAUAUGUAGGGGCUAGAGUGGAUAGUGCUAUAUUUACCCAAAUGCUGUUUUUAUGCUACUGUAUUGCUGAACACAAAUGGUUCACAUGGAUACAUAGCUAAAUAAUAGACAGUCUGCUUUUCUACAGAUGUUGAAUUGCUUUUAUUUCACCAUAUUCAAAAUCCAAGGUGCAGAACUGGGUGCAAUAAAAUGCAUACUUCCACACCAACUCCCUCACUUGUGUAUAUUGCUGCUAUGAUUUAAAUUUAAUGUAGCUACAUAAAGUCCUUCUGUAAGUGUACUGUAAAACUAAGUAGGAAUACAUAUUCUCUUCCAUUUGUUCUCAGUUAAUCCUACUCCUUUGGUAUCGGUAGAACAAUCAUUCUGAUGCUGAGCCUUGUGAUUUUCUUAAAUGCUCUUCUGUAUGUGUCUGCAGAGGAGUGGAAACUUUGUCCUGCUUAAAAUGUUGACAUAGGGUUUUUUGCCAUCAGCAAAAUGGACAAUAACAGUAUCUGAGUCUUGCCCACAAAAUUGUACUUUGGUUCUUUCUCAACUAUUUUGUACUCAUAAUAAAUUAUAUCUUACCUAAUGCUAGUAAUAUACAAUUGCAUUACAGACUGGUUCUGCAGUUCUCUCCACCCCUAUGCAGAUGUCCUCCAGACUUAAAAGAGUAAAAUUGCAGUUGUAACAGUAGCCGCAAACAACAAAAUGAAUUUUCCACUUAUUUAUCAGUACAUCUGGGGUUUUGUGUGUUUCUGUUUAUAUAUAAUGUUCUAAUGACAGAAUAUACUAAGCACAGUGAUAAGUUAUUGUUAUUUAUGUCUAAAAUGAAAAAUAGUGUACUUUUUUGGCUAAAUGUUGGCAGUUUUUAAAUAAAAAAUUCUUCUCCUAAAA
Anolis sagrei ordinatus is the source of this 11167-nucleotide messenger RNA. RefSeq names its product protein prenyltransferase alpha subunit repeat containing 1 (gene PTAR1). Gene Ontology annotation, cellular component: cytoplasm. The record is from RefSeq and is a predicted model, not a curated record. Gene Ontology annotation, biological process: protein prenylation. Gene Ontology annotation, molecular function: protein prenyltransferase activity. NCBI's taxonomy places the organism in Eukaryota, Metazoa, Chordata, Lepidosauria, Squamata, Anolidae.